This is a messenger RNA of Mesorhabditis belari, 732 nucleotides long. NCBI's taxonomy places the organism in Eukaryota, Metazoa, Nematoda, Chromadorea, Rhabditida, Rhabditidae. The record is from the annotation of a GenBank genome assembly.
AUGUGUUGCUGUUGUUGUGGACUGCAUCGCCACCAGAUUCAUCUCAUUAGUUACGCUUGUGUCGCAGGCGGUCUUAUCGCAACGGGUCUCGUGUUCACGGUUUUUUCGAUUUUCUAUAAGGACUCACAAAUUGGCAAGGUAUGGCUUGCCGGGCCGACGACAAUGGUUGUUGGGUUGGUUCUAGUGGGAAAAGUGAUGAUCGAUUGGGGUCCGGCGAUGAUGUCGGCAAGACAGGGAUCAAUCGACUCGAGAAUGGCAGAGCAGACAAUGAACCCGGCAACUCAACGACUAGCCAACAACGGUGCAAUGAUGAUGCCGAAUGGUCGGAGUUUUGCCUACUCCCAUUCCUCGUCACCCGAUGGAUAUCAACGAGCGCUCAUCAUCCCCAAUCAGAACACACAGAAUCACAGCAAUGGAAGCAUUUCUGUUCAUUCUGGCUCCCGAUCUCCCAGCUCACAACUCCCACAAACAACCAUAGCGGCUCCACUGAAACAACCUGUGGCCGAAUCUUGUCUCAUCUACUCACAAUAUGAGCCACCAUUCAGCAAUCUGAAUGCCACUCCAAUUGGUUCUCGGCUCUCACAAGCUAAACUAGAGCAAUCACCGCGAGGCAGCAUUACAUCGCCGGCAGUCAGUGAGAUUUGCGAGUGCGCCAAGUAUGGCUCAAUUCGCCGCCCAGUCAAUCUUUAUCAAGGAGAAUCCUUUGUGCUCAACGAUCGAAAUUACCUAAUA